AUGGAGUUGUGUGAGUCUGUUGGUGAACUAUCUGGUAGUUCAGAACAUAUACUGCUUAGAAUAUUCAGUCAGAAACCGAUAUGCAUAAGGUUUUCUACAGAGGAAUCUUUAUCUUUAUGCUUUCUAAAACUGAAAAUCUUGCUUACUUCGGCUGUUUUUGUUCAUGAUUCUGUUUGCUUAUCGGCGAAUUCGACCAAAGAGCAUUCCUCUAAAAUGAUUGACUCCUUUAGGAAGCUAAAAGACAACACAAAUUUGGCAGCACUCAUAGUAUUUUUCAGUCUUGAUAAUAACACUUGUGAUCACACUCCAACUCUACAGGUUUCUCAUCAUUCAUUUGGCUACUCCCAUCGUAUACCGAUAGAUUUGAUUUGCAAUUUCAACAACAAUGAAUUAAUGCACAGAGCUCUGUGUACAAAAUUAUCUUCAUUUUUGGACAGCUACCAUCGCGCUCUUCUGUUUCUUUGGAGGGAAGUAAAGUUUCCUCCAAAAACAUUAUUAUCUUACCAUUACGUAGUUCGGUCUUCUAUGUUCAGUAUACGUCUCCCGUGGAAGAUCGAAGAAACACGUGAAGAAAUUUGGCGGAAGAUCAUUCAUGAAAAAUUCAGUCUUCCACUGGAUACUCCACUCGUCCGACGAGGUCAGGCUUUACAUCCAGUACCUAGAAUAGUCACUUGGCUUGGUCCGUCAUCUGAACUUCUUGUGUGUCCUCAUGAAGCCGUUAAACAAGCACCUAAUAUAGGUCAAACCUACAUCGUUACAGGUCGGUAUACUUAUAAGCAUUAUCUUCAGGACGGAGUAGAUGACAGGAAUUGGGGUUGUGCAUAUCGAUCGCUCCAAACACUAGUAUCUUGGCUUAUGUGGCAAGGUGAAAUAACUCCAGGUCCAAUACCAUCUCUCAGAGAUAUUCAAGCUUCCAUUGUACGUUUUGGGGAUAAGCCAAAAAGUUUUAUCGGUAGUUGUCAGUGGAUUGGCUCACUAGAGGUGAGUUAUUGUUUGCAAGAGUUAUACAACAUUCAGUGUCGGCUUUUGCACAUCCCACAAGGACAUCAGAUGAACCAGCUAGCAGCACAUGCUCUUGCACAGCAUUUCACUUCCGGUGGAGGACCAGUUAUGGUUGGUGGUGGCCAAUUAGCUCAUACAAUUAUUGGUGUUCAAUUAUGUGAGUCAACAUUAAACGGUACUGAAUCUUCGUCAUAUCGCUAUUUAAUUCUGGAUCCUCAUUAUACUGGCCCCUUUGGAAAUAUUAAGCUUAUUACCGAAAAAGCUCAACGAAAUGUCAAGUCACAGUGCUUCAUGCUCAAACGGAAAUCGGAAGAUUUGAAAGUCUAA
Schistosoma guineensis is the source of this 1329-nucleotide messenger RNA. The record is from the annotation of a GenBank genome assembly. Lineage: Eukaryota; Metazoa; Platyhelminthes; Trematoda; Strigeidida; Schistosomatidae.